Messenger RNA from Closterium sp. NIES-67, 2779 nucleotides. The record is from the annotation of a GenBank genome assembly. Lineage: Eukaryota; Viridiplantae; Streptophyta; Zygnematophyceae; Desmidiales; Closteriaceae.
GCUGCCGAACCUUGCUCCCUAGGCUGGCAUGAUUGACUCCGCUCACUAGCAUCCCGCAACCGCCACCGCAGCCACAGCCACGAAUCACCAUCCCCCCGUACACGCGCUCGUCGCCCUCCGCCCCGCGCCCCUCACACCCGCCACACCCGCCACACCCGCCACGCCCCGCGCAUCACCUCCUUCCACCCCGCCGCCCCGCCAUGGCCGACAUGCCGCUGAUGGGCUCCGCCGUCAAGUCCGCCGGCCGCCGGCACGCCACCCGCGCCUCGUCCUCGUCCGCGCUCCCCCGCCCUCCCGCCAUCGACCCCACCUCGCCAGAGCACCCUGCCGCGCCCCCGUCCUCCUCGUCGUCCUCGUCGUGCUCGUCGUGUUCGUUCCUGGGCAUCACUCUAGCCGUCAGGGCCUCGUCUCUACCCACCACGCCCGCCACUGGCAGCAGCGCGCACGGCGCAGCGCAGGGGUGGACGGUGUGCGGGUGGCGCGUCACGCGGCGCCUGGUGGCGACGCUGGCGCUCUUGUCGCUGGCGUCGAAGCUCUGCGGCUUCUUGCUUCUCACGUACCUCGUCGCCUGGACCCGAUCCUCCCACACCGCCGCCGCUGGACUUGCUUCGGGCACGGCAGGCUCGGUAGUAGCCGCAGGGUCGGAAGGUGGCUCGGGUGCAGGUGCGGGCGAGGUAGCGCGGCUAGCUUCGGAAUUCUCCGUGCCGUCGGCAGCGUCCCUAGAAUCGCGCGAGCAGCUGCCUCUUGACGCGUAUGGCGUGUGCUCACCUCCCUGGCGGGACCGGGUGAGGCGGCACUUCGGCAGAGGGGGAAGGGGGGCGGGCGAGGGGCUGGACGAGGGAAAGAGGAAUGGUGCCAAGGGUGGGGGUGGCGAGAGAGGAGGAGGGGAGCGGUGGGGGGAACCGGGUGGGGCGCAUGGGAGGAGAUUAGGGGCGGAGGGGAGGGGGGAGGAGGCGGAUGAGGAGGGGAGGGGAGUGGAGGCAAUGGUGGGGCGGCUGUGCGACGAGGGCCUGCCCAUGGCUGCUGCACUGUUCGGCGUCAACCACUCCGCAGACGCGUCAGUGCAGCUGGCCUGCGGCGAUGCAUCUUCCUCCUCCUUCCCCUCCUCCUCUCCCUCCUCGUCCCUCCCCCCCGCGCCCCUGGCCUUCCUGUACGUGGCGGCGGUGCCGGAGCAGCUGAGCAAGGCCAGGGCGCACCUGGUGGAGGUGGCAGCGCUGGCGCGCCGCUUCAACCGCACGCUCAUCGUGCCGCGCGUGGGGCACAGCCGCGUCGACUUCCGCCGCCACCUGCCCUUCUGCGCCUACUUUGACGGCGCCAUGCUGCAGCGCUGUGGGGUGCACUGGGUCACCGAGGACUGGUUCAUUGCGUUCGUGAGGAGGGGCAGGCUCGCUGUUCGCCCCACGUACAUCUGCCUCGUUCCAGGCGUGAAUGACACGUGCGCAUCAGCCCUCAACACAUCCUCUGCUGCCUUCCUCUCUGUGCUGGCCAUUGCACAGCACCCCCCCUCGCCCGCCAACUCCCUGGCCCUGCGCUCCGCCUACCACACGCGGCGCGAGCGCUGGGGCGCGCAGAUGGAGCGAGAGGAGGCAGGGCUGCUGGGGGCACUGGAGAGGGCGGGGAAGGGCGGGGUGGAGGGGGGAGGCGCGGAGGGGGAGGGAAGGGCCUUGGAGGAGGGACAGGGUGAGGGAACGGUGGCGGGUGCGCAGGGGAGCGGGAGUGGGGGUGGUGAUAGUGGGGAUGGUAAAAGUAGUGUGGGCAGCGGUGGUGCGGCAGCAGUAGACGUGGUGGUGGUGGGUCAGAGCUCGUGGUUCUUCACUCUGAGGGAAAGCAGCCGAGCCCAGGCUGCUGCGUGCCUUGACUUCUCGCCCGGGCUGCAGCGCGCCGCACAGAGAUUCGCAGAGAGGAUGAGAGCAGCAGGGGGGGCGGAGGAUGGCGGCAGCCGAGAGGGGUUGCUGGAUGUGGCAGGCAGCAGAGCCAGGGAGAGUGGCAGUGAGAGGGCAGCGAGGGGAGAGGGGGCAGCAGAAGGGUCAGGUGCAGCAGGUGUGGGCUCUGCAUGGGCCGUGCAUGGCGAGGGGUCCGAGGCCAGGCAAGGGAGGCUGGCGGAGAGUGUGGGUGAAGAGAGCGCCUGGCGAGAGGGUGGAUUGGUGAGUGCAGGGGGGCGGUACGCGGCGGUGCAUCUGCGGCUGGAGUUCAUCACGUUCAAGGCCAGCAAGGGCUGGCGCCGGGGCACUGCGCCCAUACAAGCUGUGCGCUCGUGGCUCAUGGGGUGCGCUGGCAGCGCUGUGAGCGCCACGAGGCGGCACCUGGAAAGACUCAACUCCACUGCUGUCUUCCUCGCUGCUGACGUCACCCCCUCCUCCCCACCCACCUCAUCCCCCUCAUCUCCCUCCCAACCCCUACCGUCCCAACCCAAUCCCCCCCUUGUGCGACUGCAAAGCGACUCGUGGCCACACGAGGGGGAGGCAGGGGCACAGCUGCUGGCGUAUGUGUCAGAGGCAUACUGGCAUGUGAGAAGGGAGCUGGGCGCCGUGGUGUGGGAGGAGCAAGAGCCAGAGGUGAAGCGGCUGGACAGGGGGAUGCGGGGCGUGCUGGAUAAGCUCGCAUGUGCGGAGGCAGAUGUGUUUGUCAUGGGCGACGAUGCCUGUGGGGGCAUGCAGAACUUUGACCUUGACGUGUGUGCUGCUAGGAAGGCGCUGAAUAAGCCGGAUAGUAGUACAGUACACUUCAGCCGUGGGCGGAUAUGAUAAGUAGAUAACGUUAAAUGGCGUGUUAUGGCACG